ACAAGGGGAGGGCAGCCGUGUCCUACACGUAAGGGACAGGAAACGAAACCAAGAGCCCUGCGUAUCAGCAGUGAGGUUACUCUGAGGCUCUUCUCACGCCUCCUUCAGAGUUGGUUGUGUGACUUCUGCCCCUGCAGCAGUUAUAGGUCGCUGGAGACAAAAGAGUAGCCAGCAGACGCCCGGGUCAGGGAGCCCGGCCUUGCCCGGUCUGCGCGGGAACAGCGGCAGCCGCAGAACUAUUGAUAUCAUGGACAAACAAAUCUCCAAGGAUUGCAUUCUGCUGAAGUUACUGCGAAGCCAGUUGAAGUCUGAGAAGGGGAGAUGGCGCACAAUCCCGCCUUCCUGAGUGAAUGGCCUUUGAAAGUUCAUAAUAGAGACACACUCAGAAAAUUUGUCAGAUUGGAAGUUUAGCCAAUGUACCCUCUAUAUUGAUGCCAUGUCUCCAUGAUACAGAAACAAAAAUUUUGAAUUUGGGCGGUGCCUGUGGCUCAAAGGAGUAGGGCACUAGCCCCAUAUGCCCAGUCCUGGCCAAAAAAAAAAUAUAUGAAUUUACAGUUAGUAGCCCGUAAGGAAACAGAGGAGGAGACAUGGAAGUGAAUGGGCCUUAUCUGGGAACACAUCCUGGGUACCCCCCUCAGAAUCCAUCAGCAGCAUUCCAAGGACCUCCAGGACCUGUUGGAUUCCUGGAGCCUGGAUACCCUGGGCCUCAUGCUGGUUACCCAGUCCCGCCUACUAACUACUCACCUGCUGGGCCCCCAGGCUUUCCUGUUCAAAAUCAGCCAGUCUAUAAUCAACCAGUUGGGCCUGCAGGGGUACAAUGGAUGCCAGCACCACCCCCUCCAUUAAACUGUCCACCUGGAUUGGAAUAUUUAACUCAGAUAAAUCAGCUACUGGUUCAUCAGCAAGUUGAAAUUUUAGAAGUCUUAACAGGUUUUGAAACUAAUAAUAAAUAUGCAAUUAAGAACAGCCUUGGACAGAGGGUUUACUUUGCGGUGGAAGAUACUGAUUGCUGUACCCGAAAUUGCUGUGGGCCAUCUAGACCUUUUACCAUGAGGAUUCUUGAUAAUAUGGGUCGAGAAGUCAUCACUCUAGAGAGACCGCUGAGAUGUACCAGCUGUCUGUGCCCUUGCUGCCUUCAGGAGAUAGAAAUCCAGGCCCCUCCUGGUGUACCAGUAGGUUAUGUUACUCAAACCUGGCACCCAUGUCUGCCAAAGUUUACAGUACAAAAUGAGAAAAGACAGGAUGUACUAAAAAUUUCUGGUCCGUGUGUUGUGUGCAGCUGUUUUGGAGAUGUUGAUUUUGAGAUCACAUCUCUUGAUGAACAAAAUGUGGUUGGCAAGAUUUCCAAGCAGUGGUCUGGGCUUUUGAAAGAGGCAUUUACAGAUGCGGAUAACUUUGGGAUCCAGUUCCCUUUAGACCUUGAUGUUAAAAUGAAAGCUGUGAUGCUUGGUGCCUGUUUGCUCAUUGUAAGUCUGUCUUUACAAAUCUACUGGAAGCCAGGAACAACAAUCAGGAGUGUGGCAGUAGCUUAGUAAAGUCCACAGAACUUUUACGUCCACAGAUGGAUUGGGGCACUCUAAAAGGAAAAAGAACGUGUUUGUUUUUGAGAUUACACGUGUCUAAAUUAACCUCUGGUUGUCUUUAUCUCUAGUUGUAGUUGUAUGAUUUUUCUUUUUCAAUUAUAGAGUUUAUUUUCUGUAUCACUGAUUUAUAAGUUUUUUAUGCAUUGACCUCCUACAAAAAGCUGCUUUAAAUUAUAAUCUGAUUUCUUUUCUAUUUUCAUGGCAAAAGUAAACGGGGAUUAAAAUAAUUUUUAAUAAAAUAUCCAUUCAGACAUGACAACUGUUGUUUUGAAAAUAUUGUAUCUUUUUAAAAGUUAAAAAAUAAGAAGUUUGUUAUUAUGUUCAAAUAUCACUGAAUGUGCAUCUCAACCAAGAAAAUUAAAAUGUGUAUUUUUUUGACCUUUAGAAAAUCAUACUAUGUUUAACUUCUCCUAUAAGCUAAUCUAUUACUGUAAAUAUUUAUUUUAAUAAUGACAAGAUAAUAAGUUAUUCAUUUAUAAGUGGCUUCAGUAAAGGAAAAGGGACAUAAUUUUCUUCCAAAAAAAAGAUACAUUUUAAAGAUUUACUGGCUCUAAAAUGUUAGUAUUAUUAUGAAUUUUGAGGUUAUUAUCUGUACAUGAAAUGUUAACUCCUAUCAUUUCUAAACUACAAUAAUUGAGAUUACUCUGGCAUUACCUAAAUAGCACAUAUAUUUCCUCAUGGUGUGUAAACGUAAAUGCUAGUCUGUUAGAUUAUUUAUACAAAUAAACAAAUAUUUUUUUCUUUUUAAUUUUAUUUAUUUAUUUAUUUUUUGUAGCGACAGAGUCUCACUUUAUUGCCUUCGGUAGAGUGCUGCGAUGUCACAGCUCACGGCAACCUCCAACUCCGGGGCUUAGGCGAUUCUCUUGCCUCAGCCUCCCGAGUAGCAGGUGCCUGCCACAACACCUGGCUAUUUUUUGGUUGCAGUUUGGCUGGGGCCAGGUUU
Molecule: messenger RNA, 2526 nt
Organism: Nycticebus coucang (slow loris)
Lineage: Eukaryota; Metazoa; Chordata; Mammalia; Primates; Lorisidae
Product: phospholipid scramblase 1
Exons: 10
Coding region: 588-1532 (314 amino acids)
Biological process (GO): plasma membrane phospholipid scrambling
Cellular component (GO): plasma membrane
Molecular function (GO): phospholipid scramblase activity
Source: RefSeq, a predicted model, not a curated record